Syzygium oleosum is the source of this 1097-nucleotide messenger RNA. RefSeq names its product leucine-rich repeat extensin-like protein 2. Bases 189 to 722 code for a protein of 177 amino acids. The transcript has a single exon. The record is from RefSeq and is a predicted model, not a curated record. NCBI's taxonomy places the organism in Eukaryota, Viridiplantae, Streptophyta, Magnoliopsida, Myrtales, Myrtaceae.
GCCAAGCUUCAAAGAUAAAGGGCACACUUCACUCUGUACUACUGCACACUCCCUCUCUCUCUCUCUCUCUCUCUCUCUCUCUCAGUUCUGCUUUUCCAUUCCAUCAUCACAUUCCCACAUUGAAGCUCUCAAAGUUUCACUUCCCCUGCACUUCACACACUCUCUUGUGGCCAAUUCUUUUCCCAGAAAUGGCAGUCUUUCGGAGCACCACCCUCCUGCUCCUAUUGGCUCUCACUCCCUUAUCACUAGCCACCAACAUGUCCUCUUCACAGUCACCCACCAUGAACAACUCUACAUCAACCCCCACCACGAACAACUCCACAUCAACCCCCACCACAUCAUCCAAAUACCAAAUUGAGUGCACAAUGUGCUCUUCCUGUGACAACCCUUGUAACAAAGUCCCACCACCGCCGGUGCCGCCGUCUCUGCCUCCACCGAGCUCCGGCAGGGCCUACUACUACCCUCCUCCACCGCCCUCCCAGCCCUCCUACAAGUACUAUCCCCCGCCGCCAUAUGGCGGAGGCGGGUACUACUAUUACCCUCCACCCAAUUACCAGAACUACCCAGGGCCGCCACCGCCGAACCCGAUCGUGCCAUAUUUCCCGUAUUUCUACCACACCCCUCCUCCUGCUAGGUCCAGCUCUCCUGCUACAAAUACCAACUUAGCCAUAAGCUCAGUCUUGCUAGGCAGAGUUGGUGUGGCUCUGGUUUUGUUGCUCUGAUUUGAAGAAGCGAGUUAUGGGCAGAUCAGGCAAAUUGCAGAUGAGACAAUGUACGCAGUUUCAGGCUCAGUUGUUUACAAGAAUUGCCCUUCUUCCAUGGGCCCAGGAUCAUCAAUCACAAGAUGGACAGGAGCAGAGACAGAGAGGAGCCAUUGAAUAGUGACUACUAGUUCCCAGAAGUUACUCUCUCUGUAUUCUCUCUUCUCUAACAUGAUGUGUAGAGUGAUGAUUUGCAAUUUGAACAUUAAAUUGUACCCAUCUUUUGUUUGGUUACCGUGGCAAUAAAGUGAGAGAGAGAGAGAGUGGUCAUACUCUUGGAAUGCAAUCAUGAAAGGGUACGCCCACUAGGCAAAUGGCAAUUAGUAUGCUUUUUCA